Biomphalaria glabrata is the source of this 5048-nucleotide messenger RNA. Its product is annotated as poly [ADP-ribose] polymerase tankyrase-2-like. The transcript has 6 exons. The record is from RefSeq and is a predicted model, not a curated record. Gene Ontology annotation, molecular function: protein binding. Bases 260 to 1549 code for a protein of 429 amino acids. NCBI's taxonomy places the organism in Eukaryota, Metazoa, Mollusca, Gastropoda, Planorbidae.
CCCAUUGAAACCAAGUUAAUAAAAACCUUAGAUCAGAGGGGGAAAACCCAGAUUCGAAAAACAGUGAUUAGCAGUUUAAAAUAACAACACUCUUUGGAUUUUAAGUUAACAUGUCAUAGGUCAAUCCCUCUGGAAAGUAAACAAAUUAGAGCUACAAAUUACAAAACAAUCCAGUGACCUGGUAAGGAGAGUCAACAUUAUAUUUAUUUUAUCCAAGAGUGGAGUGAAGAGAGUAAUGAAACCCUUCCCAUGAGCACCAAUGGGUUCCCUGCUCAGUUCUUUAUGCUACAUACUGUUGCCUAGCUGGAGUUUGAGUCUUGGAAACUCUGAUGACAAGGACCAGUAUGUAGAUACCAUUGUGGCUGCUGUAGAAAAGGGUGAUAUUGAAGGCCUUAGAGAAGUUCUUGAGUCUCCAAAGUUUAAGAAUUUUGGGAGCAUAGAAAACAUAGAGACGGUGCCGUCACUGAUACAAAGAGCUGCGGCCAGAGAAUAUGAUCAUAUAGUCAAGUUUUUGAUUGAGCGCAGCGUCAAUGUGGACCAGGCAGACAGCUGUGACAUGACAGCGCUGCAUGAAGCUUGCAAGAAGAGAAACUUCCGGAGUGUUCUGGAGCUGGUUAGCCAUUCAAAGAACAUUGACAAGAGAGACAUUUGGGGCCGCACACCUCUGAUCAAGGCUUUGGUUUACAGAAAUGAAAGGGCUGCAAAGCUUCUGUUAGAAAAGGGAGCGAAUCCUAAUGCAAUAGACAUCUAUGGCAUGACACCACUGAGCACUGCCAUAGAUUACAACAUGAUAGACAUGAUAAGAUUGUUGGUGAACUACGGAGCAGACAUUAACAUGGUCACGGUCCAUCAGUGGAAUAAGUGCUCAGGCCCACCCCUGUACCAGGCAGUCAUCAACCAAAACAUUGACAUUGUCAAUGAGCUGGUAUAUUUAGGAGGGCUCACCAGGCCUCGGCCACAAGACUUCUGCCCGGCAUACGGCUAUGCGAAGGUCAGUCCCAAGAGCGGUCCCCAACCCACGCUGACUCACGAGAAUGCUGUCAUUCUGGCUAUGUCAGAACUCGUGAAGAGGAACUCUCUGGAUAUUCUAGGACCGGGCAUGGAUAUUCUAAUGGCAUUAAUAGCUGCCCAUGGGCAUUCCCUGGGGUCAUCCUCAGACGUUUUGAUCCGCGUUCUGAUCAAUUCCAGACCUGAAGAAUUCCCUAUGAUCCUCCACAAGCUUCAGCUUUGUUCCAGCAGCUCUCAAGAUGAACUUCUGGGCACUUCCAAUGGUACGAAUAACACCCAGAGGCAUGCUGCUCGUUCUCAGCAUAUGCAGCAGCUGGACCACCACCUGCAGACCUCUGAUGGAAAAAGGGCUUCCUACCAGGUCAUGUCCCUGCAGAACCAGGCCCGCAGGGUUGCCAGGUGUGCAAUGAUGUGCUCCGGCCACAAUGUGGUUUGGGCCACACAUAGACUCCAAUGUCCGCCUGCACUAAAAAGCCUGCUUCUGCUAAAAGACAUAGACAGAGCAUUCUCAACAGGUCCUGAUCGUUUAAAGUCUACCUAAAGCACAGCUAUUUAGUAUAAGCAUAAAUUUAACGACAACUUUUAAAAUGUAAUGUUCUGUUUUGAUCAUUCUCAAACUUAGAGUUUUUUCUUGUAGUGAUUGACGUUCCCAGGCUCUACAUAAAGCAUCUUUGUUAUGUAGGAAUGUGUUAUAUUUUCAUAUCCCAAUGGACCAGUUGAUAGUGGAUAGUGUGUUAUUUUAUCAUAACCCUAUUGACCAAUCGGAAGGUUGUUUUAUUUACGUAACGAUACAAUAGAUAGUGAACAUAGGUCUUGCCCUUGUAAUUUUUUGUUCUUUCAACUGGAGCAUUCCCACGAGCUUGGAUUUUUCUAAGGAUGAUCUAACACAGUGUUAUUUCAAAAUAUGAGGAAUUGUGUGUUUGUCUGUUUGGUCGUCACGGUCCCAGAAAUAGUUGGACAAUUUUUGGGCUGCUGUGCACAGUCAGUUUGUUUGAAAGCUUGUUGAGACACUCUGUGACUUGGUUGUUGAAAUUGAAACUAUUUUAGGUUGUGAUAUACUCUAUGGUCUCUGCAGGGCCAGCCUUGGAUAAUCGGAGGCAAAAUGAAUUUGGUAGCUCCCCCCCCCCCCCAAAAAAAAUUUUUUUUUUUUAAAAAUUAAAAACCUGUCCAUCUAUAUAUAUCUAAAUGGACAAAUAAGUGAAAUUCACAUAUCACAAUUUCUGUAACAGAGACAGACUUGUAAACGCAGAGUCCUAGUGCUCUACUAUUUGUGAGAUCUGAUCCAAGUUUUGCUACUUUUUAUCUACAAAUUUGUUAGUCCUGUCCGAGGCCCACAUCACUUUGGGGAUGCUGCCUGUUUAGUCUAUGCCUAAGGCCCGGCCUGAUAUCUGGCAUCAUGGGCCCCUUAAAUGUUCAACACAGGCUUCUGCACAAAGCCUGUGUUUGAAGUUCAUCUGUGAUCUGAUUUUGUGAAAAUUUACAGCUUCUGUUAUUCAGAUCUGCUGAACACUAGCUACAGUCUAAUCUUGUGACUAGAGGCUCGAUAUGGCAACUUGUACAUGCAUUGUCUAAAGGGGUAAAAAAAAAUAAUUAAUAAGGAAAAUCGCAACAUGACAUAACAUUUCUCCUUUAUUUGGUAGGGUAAAAGUAGAUAACAUUGUAGUGAUCAAAUCUAAAUUUGUAAUGCGUUGUUUAAAAAUUUGCCAUUUUAUAAUUGUUUUAUGUAGCCAGCAUACCAUUUUACUUUUUUUUUUCUUGUUGUUCUUCACUUUUGUUUUGUUGUGAUAAAAUAGCUUCCACCAAAAUGCCCAUAUUUGAGAACUGUUUUAUUUGUGAUUUAUUUUUCCUUCUCUCCUGGAUCAGAGCAUUGGGGCAAGCCUCUUUUUCUUAUUUGUUCUCCAAGGCUAAGUUUGAAAUAACUGUGAACUUCUAUCCCGAUGAUAAUUGGCAUGACCACAAAGAGAUAGAACCUGUAUGACACUUUAAAGAGAUAGAACCUGUAUGAUAAUAGAUACUCUAAAGAGAUAAACAUGUAUAAUUGUUACUUUAAAGAGAUAGAACCUGUAUGAUAAUCAACACUUUAAAGAGAUAGAACCUGUAUGAUAACUGACACUUUAAAGAGAUAGAAACUGUAUAAUUUAUUCUUUAAAGAGAACCUGUAUGAUAAUUAACACUUUAAAGAGAUAAAACCUGUAUAAUUGAUACUUUAAAGAGAUAGAAUUUGUAUGAUAAUUGAUACUUUGUAUGAUAAUGAUUAUUCAAAGAGCUAUAUCAUGCAUGAUGAAUUAUUACCUAACUCCUGAAAUGCAAGAAAACAGUUGUGGUUAUAAUAAACCAGACAGCUUGUACAAGAUGUGAAUGUAAACUAUAUAUCAUAUUGAUAUACUCUUGUAGUCAGAAUCAAAUGGUGGCAGUUUUGAACAUAAUUUUAAAUGUAUUGUUAGCCUUGAUCUACUGGUAUGUUACUAAUAUUGUGAUUUGAUGUUUUUUUUCUCUUCCUUUUAAAAGAAUGUGGCUAAUUUGUGUCCUGUUUCAUAUGUUGAUGUGCAAUAAGUUUAUAACUAUAAAAGAUACACACUUAAAGACAGAACUGUGGAGAGAAAAAAUGUAAUUUGGAUUUUUUGGCUGCUUGAUUUGCGCUUUGAACUAUCAUCACGCUGGUCCCCAGUUCGAAUCUUGUCCACUGCAGGAGGUUUGGGCUUGUAUGUAAUAAUCUUCAUUUCUUAACUCUUUCAGUGUGGGGUUACUCUAUCUUUCAAAAUAUAACUUUUUGAUGAAUUUUUAGAUGUAUUUCCUCUUGUACCCUACUCUUUUAAAUGAAAAAAAAUGCAUUCUUGAAUCAUUUAUUCUAUUUAUUGUACUUUUGUAGCAAAUUCAUUUUCCUUUUAAAAAAUUCAAAACAUUAUGUUAGAUUUAGUAACUCUACCCUGCCUUGCACAUUUUAGUUCUUCCCAGAAAAAAACAGUACACACUGAAAGAGUUUAAGCAUAUUUGAAACCCGUAAAAUAGAAUAGAAUCACAGAAAAAUGAAAUUUGGACAUGUCUCUGUGAAUGUGUGAUGGGUGAAGAUGUUAAAGUGAAGCAACUUGAUUAGAUCCCAUAAUCUAGCAAUUUUUCUUCUUCUCUCAAAUUAAUCCCUAGCAAAGUAGAGUAGGCCUAUUGGCUGAGUGGUUAAGCGCUUGGCUUCUGAACCUGGGGUCCUGGGUUCGAAUCUUGGUGAAGACUGGGAUUUUGAAUUUCUGGAUUUUUUUAGUGCACCGCUGAGUCCACCCAACUCUAAUGAGUACCUGACUUUAGUUGGGGAAAGUAAAGGUGGUUGGUCGUUGUGCUGGCCACAUAAAACCCUGCUCGUUAACCGUUGGCCAAAGAAACAGAUGACCUUAACAUCUUCUACACUUUAGAUUGGAAGGUCCUGUAUGAGCUUGAGUGUAAGGUUUCUUUUAUUCAAUCAAAAUCUUUCCCCUUUAAAAUGUUUCACUGACCUUGUGGUGUGGGCUUUGUUGUAAUACUUAAACUAAAUGGUAUCUAGAUAUGUAUAAAACCCUUAUGUACUGAAUUUGUUUAUUAAAGUACCAUAACUCUGAAUUCAUUUGAUGAUUGACUUAAAAUGCUUCUUUAGUGAUAUAAUGAUAUAAAAAUAUAGAUCAAUACCACAACAUAAAUUAUGAAUUCAAGAUCAAUUGGUUUGGUUUGAUUGAUCCCAGACACUGAAUCUGCAAUUAUUCUCACAGAGUGAUUAAAACAAUAUACAUUUGGACAUAAUUCAUGAGAUAUUUUUUUGUAUGUUAUACAGCUUUUGGCCUGUACUUUAUAUUAUAGCAAGUGUUCAUUAUAAAUAGUUAUACUUUAGUUGCUAUUUUUUUUUUAUUUGGAGAAUACUGUCUACUUCAGUGAUUAUGGUGCUUUGAAAUCUUCUUAUUUGACUGUUUUUUUAACUUAUGGUUUCUUUGUGUAAUGUAUCUGGGUUUAUUUCUAUGUUCAUAAUGUUUUGAAAUAAACCAAAGCCUAUACAAAUUGUUGAUUGGUGAAAUGAUUCUGGA